Messenger RNA from Trametes versicolor FP-101664 SS1, 1896 nucleotides. Its product is annotated as glucose-6-P dehydrogenase. Gene Ontology annotation, cellular component: cytosol. Gene Ontology annotation, biological process: glucose metabolic process; pentose-phosphate shunt, oxidative branch. The transcript is spliced from 9 exons. Lineage: Eukaryota; Fungi; Basidiomycota; Agaricomycetes; Polyporales; Polyporaceae. Bases 78 to 1634 code for a protein of 518 amino acids. The record is from RefSeq and is a predicted model, not a curated record. Gene Ontology annotation, molecular function: glucose-6-phosphate dehydrogenase activity; NADP binding.
GUCCACUCCGACCUGCACUCACGCGUCGGCGGCAGCGCUCCCUCACAAACACUCGCUCGCUCAGAACAUCCACCAGCAUGGCAACUACAGGCCGCCCCCGCGCCAUGUCCGGCACCAUCCCCUCGAUGGAGUCGUCCGCGCACGAGUCCCUCACGGACAACACUAUCAUCGUCGUGCUCGGUGCGUCCGGCGACCUCGCGAAGAAGAAAACGUAUCCCGCCCUCUUCGGCCUCUAUCGCAUGGGCUUCCUGCCCCGCGAUGUCAAAAUCGUAGGCUAUGCGCGCACUAAGAUGGACGCUGCCGAGUACCACAAGCGCAUCACCUCCUACAUCAAGGUCGCCGACGACGAUGCCGAGGGCAAGGCCUCCGUUGAGGCCUUCAAGGGCUUCAGCUCCUACGUCUCCGGCGGGUACGAAGACGGCCCCUCGUUUGAGAACCUGAACAAGACCCUCGAGGAGAUCGAGUCCAAGUACCAGUCGAAGGAGCGCAACCGCCUCUUCUACCUCGCACUCCCCCCGAGCGUCUUCAUCCCCGUCGCGCAGCACCUCAAGGAGCAGUGCUACUCCAAGGAUGGCAAGAACCGUAUUAUCGUCGAAAAGCCCUUCGGAAAGGACCUUGACUCGUGCCGCACCCUCCUCAGCUCGCUCAAGCAGCACUGGACAGAAGACGAGACGUUCCGUAUCGAUCAUUAUCUUGGGAAGGAGAUGGUCAAGAACAUCCUCGUUCUCCGCUUCGCCAACAUCGCGCUCAACGCGGCUUGGGACAAGAACUCGAUCAGCAACGUACAGAUCACUUUCAAGGAGCCCUUCGGCACUGAGGGCCGCGGCGGCUACUUCGACGAGUUUGGUGUUAUUCGUGAUAUUCUCCAGAACCACUUGCUGCAGGUUCUGAGCAUCCUCACCAUGGAACGGCCCGUGUCUUUCUCAGCGGAGGACAUCCGCGACGAGAAGGUCAAGGUUCUCCGCGCGAUUCCGCCCAUUGAGCGCAACGACACGCUCCUCGGCCAGUAUGUCGCAGCGAAUGGCAAGCCCGGGUACCUCGACGAUGACACCGUUCCCCACAACUCGGUCUGCCCGACGUACGCCGCGACCACGUUGUGGAUCCACAACCCCCGGUGGGAGGGCGUCCCCUUCAUCCUCAAGGCCGGCAAGGCGCUCAACGAGGCGAAGGUCGAGGUGCGGAUCCAGUUCAAGGACGUCACGCAGGGCAUCUUCAAGGACAUCUCGCGCAACGAGCUCGUGCUGCGCAUCCAGCCGUCCGAGGCUGUGUACCUCAAGCUCAACACGAAGACCCCUGGUCUGAACACACGCGCGAUCCCAACGGAGAUGGACCUCACGUACAAGCGUCGCUUUACCGAGGUCAAGAUCCCCGAGGCGUACGAGGCACUCAUCCUGGACGCGCUGCGCGGCGACCACUCCAACUUCGUCCGUGACGACGAGCUCGAGGUUGCGUGGAAGAUCUUCACACCCAUCCUGCACUGGAUAGACGGCAAGAACGGUCCUGCACCCAAGCCGGUGCCAUACCCGUACGGCUCGCGGGGCCCCAAGGAGCUUGACCCCUUCAUCUCGAAGUACGGGUACAAGCGCACGGUCGCCGAGUACACGUGGCCUCUCAUGAACAUCUCGUCUCUCUGAGGAACCGUCGUCGCGCAGGUGUACGAGUAGCGCAGUCUACAACAACAAGGAAGUGUCCGAGCAAUCAUCCAAUAUCAAUAUCUGCAACCAUCGCAUGCUGUGUAGGGGAGACCAGUAGGAAUCAGGCGGGAGUCGAGACGUAUCGGGAACUGGGUAGCUGGGCUGCUGGCUCUGUAUAUGCAUCUGUAGGGAAGUAAUCGCAAGCAAGACAUAGAAGGCGAGCUGUAUUGUCCGUGUAUGGUGUUGUAACCCCGUGUCGUCC